Messenger RNA from Racocetra persica, 707 nucleotides. Lineage: Eukaryota; Fungi; Glomeromycota; Glomeromycetes; Diversisporales; Gigasporaceae. The record is from the annotation of a GenBank genome assembly.
ACGAAUCUUACGAUGACAACUAUUACGGUGACAACUCUUACGAUGAUUACGGUGAUGGCUAUUACGGCAAAUCUUACGAUGACUACGGUGAUUAUGAUACCUAUAAUAAGGGAGACGAUUACGAUACCUAUAAUAAGGGAGACGAUUACGAUACCUAUAAUAAGGGAAACGAUUACGAUACCUAUAAUAAGGGAGACGAUUACGAUACCUAUAAUAAGGGAGACGGUUACGAUACCUAUAAUAAGGGAGACGAUUACGAUACCUAUAAUAAGGGAGACGAUUACGAUACCUAUAAUAAGGGAGACGAUUACAAUAGCUAUAGCAGGCGCAGGGCCCUAGCUAAAUUCGGAAAACGCGGAAAAGACAACUCUUACGAUGACUACAACUCUUACGACUAUGACAACUCUUACAAAUCUGACGACUAUGACAACUCUUACAAAUCUGACGACUAUGGCAACUCUUACAAAUCUGAUGACUACGACUACGACAACUCUUACAACUCUUACAAAUCUGAUGACUACGACAACUCUUACAACUCUUACAAAUCUGAUGACUACGACAAAUCUUACAACUCUUACGAUGACUACAACUCUUACAAAUCUGAUGACUACGACAAAUCUUACAACUCUUACGAUGAUUACAAUUCUUAUAGUAAAUUCAAACGCAAUGCUUUAGGAAAGCGUGCUUUAGUUAGACGCAGGAAUUAA